UCUAUAAUUUUUCCCGCGCAUUUUGUAAAGGAGGGAAUGGGAAAUAAUCAUUUGUUUUAGAUAGAUAUAUGUUUAACUAAAAUUUAAAUUAUUUUAUUGAAUUGAAUGUUUUAGCUUUGUCAAUAUAUAUUUCCAUUAUUUAAGAGAUGGACGUCACAAUUGAUGAAAUAGCGGAACAAUUAGAUGAAUUUUGCAUGUCUGUUCAAGAUGAAGAAAUAUUACGAAAACUUAAGGAGCUUUGUUUUGUUUAUCAUUGUUCAGCUGAGGAUAUUGUUGCUGAAUGGGUAUCCUAUUGUGUAUCAAAAACUGUGAAGAAGGAGUGCAUCCCACCCACACUACAACUUCUAGAUCAGUUGGAUAAAGAAAAAGAAAUGAGCUCCAAAACUUCCAAAUCAAGAAAAUCUCAAUCAGUAUCAACUCCAGUUUACAAUUCUAAAACAAUAUCUUCUGAACACUUUCAAUCUCCAACAAUGGACAAUCGAAGAAAUUUGUCACUUGAUAAAAGUCCUCAGUUUUCUCCCAGUUCUAUGACUCCUUCAGGUUAUACACCAUCCCGAAAAUAUGGAUCAAGGAAUAAUGCUGGAGACGUCUGCCUAUCUUUCGGAUCUGCUAAUGUAGAGUGGAUGCAUUCUGAUGAAAUUUUCUGUAGUAUAACUGCCUUUAAAGAAAGUGUUGCUCUUCAAAAACCAUAUAAUUAUAUGUGUGAAAAAUUAAGAGACUAUGCUUCCAUUCUAAAUGACAUGAUUCAGGAUGCUGCAAAGUUGUUUGAAGAAAAAAAUAAUAUUGAAGAUUGGGGUCAUAUUCAAUUGCCAUCUAUGGAAACUGUUCCGGUUGUCGGACGUAUUUGUUCAGACAAUACUGGUCGAUUAAGUGCAUCUUCGUUGUUGUUAGAAGGAUCUCAGGAAACGAGCUCUGGGCAAUGCAUUCCUUUGGAUGUUAGCAGUUUAAAACAAUUUUCUUUCUUCCCUGGACAGAUUAUUGCUGGUACUGGGGUUAAUAACUUGGGAAAAAAGUUUAUUUUGAAAAGCCUAUUUGAGGGCUUGUACCCACCUGUCUCCUCUAAAGCUCCUGACUUGGCUAACUGCAACGAGUCUUUAAGUGUUGUAAUAGCUGCUGGUCCAUUUGCAACUUCUGACACAUUUUCAUAUGAACCACUUUUUGAUCUAUUGAAAUAUAUCAAGUCACAUCAGCCUCAUGUUGUUAUACUG
Molecule: messenger RNA, 1208 nt
Organism: Parasteatoda tepidariorum (common house spider)
Lineage: Eukaryota; Metazoa; Arthropoda; Arachnida; Araneae; Theridiidae
Source: RefSeq, a predicted model, not a curated record